AUGUCCCCACGUGCCCAACGCGCUGAGCAAGGCGGUAGGCCCUGCUCCACGGCGGGGAGCUCGGCGGCGAAAUCCCCUCCGGCGACGGCGGGGGAGAGGGAUCAGGACCGACAGGUGGAGGAGGAGACAAUGGCGGAGUUGAUGGGGGGGGCGACUGCACAUCUGGAGACUCCUCCGCCCUCAGAUACCCCAUCACCUCCCACGGGAUUGGGAUGCGCCUUCCGCCAAGAAACAGCUGCGGCCAUUCCAACGGCGCCGGUGACGGAGCAGCCGAUGAGGAGGGCUGAGGUGCAGGAGACGCCGAGGGGCGAGGCGGCGGCGGCUGCGGUGGAAGGUGGAAGCAUCGCAGCGGCGACUGCGCCGGUUGAGGCUGUGGAAGAUGUGGCUGCUGCCGCUGAGGCGCCAGCGGAGGCUGCGGUGGAUCAGGAACCGUCUGAGGCGGUGGCGCUAUCUGCGUCACCGGCGCCGGUAAUGGCGGCGGUGUUGGCUGCGGCGGUGACUGCUGGGAGCCUGGCCGACGCCCCGGUCGAGGGGGAGGUAUUGGUGGCCGCCGUGAGCGCCAGAACAUCUGCUGCCACCGAGGGCGCAGACACGCAGAAGUACUACCAGGCGGCGAGCGGAAGACGGGGUCACGGGACCGGUGCCCCUGGGCGCGCCGCUUGCGGAAGGGGCGGGAGGAAGUUCCGCGCCCAGCCAGCGCCGAGGCGGCCCGGAGCAGGGCUGGGACCUGGCGCCCCGGGUCCCCUUCAGGGCUGGAGUGUGCAAGAGCAGUCUCCACUAUCGCAAGAGCGUCAACCUCCAUCUGUGGAACCAGAAAGAGGGGGGAGCAACAAGGAAGCUGACGUCAGGCACGUGGCAGGACACAUCGCCCCGGAGGCAGCGACUACACAAGGCACAGAGCAGGAAACACGGAGUUCCACCCAUGCACAAGGAAUUACAUGGGGCCGUCUGAGGAUGGGACUGGCGAGACAGACACAGUCACCGUGGAUCCCGGCGGGAAGAGCGCCACAGGCCGGGCGGGGGGGCGGAACAAUGAGAGGCGGACCGGGGAAGGAGCGCCAAUUCGUGGGGCCCGAGGCAGAGGACGCGGGGCAAGAGGUGGAAGAAGGGGCGGGGGCGCAAUCGUCGGCGGAAGGGAGGCGCUUAUGA
Messenger RNA from Closterium sp. NIES-65, 1149 nucleotides. The record is from the annotation of a GenBank genome assembly. NCBI's taxonomy places the organism in Eukaryota, Viridiplantae, Streptophyta, Zygnematophyceae, Desmidiales, Closteriaceae.